This is a messenger RNA of Fusarium sp. VM40, 528 nucleotides long. The record is from the annotation of a GenBank genome assembly. NCBI's taxonomy places the organism in Eukaryota, Fungi, Ascomycota, Sordariomycetes, Hypocreales, Nectriaceae.
AUGCCGUUCUACCAAGUGUAUCACUCUUAUAGUCUCAAUGCACACCAGAGGCAAAACAUAGCCUCUGCUAUUACCGACUUGCACUGCCAGGCUUUUCAAACACCUGCAUUCUUCGUGCACGUCAGCUUCAUCGAAGAAGGGACCAAGUCCCAAACAUAUUUCAUGGCUGGAAAAGCUCACGAUGCUACAUCGAACCGCAUCAUCGGCACGGUUCGCAUGUCUGCAGCUCGAUCGAAGGCAGACUUCGAUGAACUUGGCGCCAAGAUGGAAGCAGCUUGGUACAAAAUUCUAGAUCUCACGCCACCUACUGAGAAAGAGUCUUGGGAUAGUGAGGAUGAGUCGAAGAGGUUGCUCAUGGUGACAUUUGUACCAAUGAUAACGAUUCGGGAGGGCGGAAUGGCUAUUCCCGAGGCUGGACAGGAGGAGAGCUGGCUGAAGGAGCAGUUGCCUUACAUCGAGAGGAUGACGGAUAAGGGGGUGGAGGACUUUGCUGGAUUAUUAUCUGAGGUGAAAGGGAAGCCUGAAUAA